Molecule: messenger RNA, 799 nt
Organism: Panicum hallii
Lineage: Eukaryota; Viridiplantae; Streptophyta; Magnoliopsida; Poales; Poaceae
Product: protein translation factor SUI1 homolog
Exons: 5
Coding region: 213-560 (115 amino acids)
Biological process (GO): translational initiation
Molecular function (GO): RNA binding; translation initiation factor activity
Source: RefSeq, a predicted model, not a curated record
ACAGAGAGGGCACGGGCUCCCGAGGUCGAGUCGUUGCAUCACCUUUCCCCUCCUCCGUCCCCGUCGCUCGCCAGUCGCCUCGCAUUCCGUUCGUCGGGCGCGCCGCCAACCAAGGUGACCUCCUCCCUGCUCUCCCCAGUUCUUUCAGCGAGACCGACUCGUGAAACCCAGUGAUCUGUUUGGGGACUAAUCAAACUCAACAAGCAAGUUUCAUGUCUGAUCUCGACGUCCAGCUUCCGUCUGUUUUUGAUCCGUUUGCGGAGGCAAAUGCUGAGGACUCCAGUGCUGGUGCUGGAUCAAAGGACUAUGUGCACGUGCGCGUUCAGCAGCGCAACGGAAGAAAGAGUCUGACAACUGUUCAGGGCUUGAAGAAAGAGUACAGCUAUAACAAAAUCCUCAAGGAUCUCAAAAAGGAGUUCUGCUGCAAUGGUACUGUAGUCCAGGACCCAGAGCUAGGCCAGGUCAUUCAACUGCAAGGUGAUCAGCGUAAAAAUGUUGCUACUUUCCUAGUCCAGGCUGGAAUCGCAAAGAAAGAGAGCAUCAAGAUUCACGGAUUUUAGGCAGCAAUAUAUAAAUGCUUGUGUGGUAUCAUAUGAUACAAGUAUUCAAGGUUUCUUUAGCUUGGAAGUCGUAAUAUCAGUAGUCGUCUGAACCUUUGUGUCACUAUUGUAUUGAGAAGUCUAGUAUUGAAUGCAAGUUAUCCUGGCAGUAUGGUUUGUAAGCGUUACCUGCAUGAAAGUAUUGUGUCACUCCUAUUGAAUAACAAUAGAGAUUGCUGGUUGGGUUCGUUUAAUCUUUU